AUGGAUAAACAGAAACAAGACGAAGUUAGAUACCAGAAAAUAAACACUAAAGAAAUGCACUCUUGGGCUACAAAAGACGACGACAGGGCAAGGAAGUUAUGCAAGGAGUCAAUCAACCUAGUCCGUGAUCUGAUGAUCGGGGCUUUGUGUGGAGUGAUCAUAGUAUUGUGUGUGAUUGGUAUCGUGAAAUUCAUUGCAAAAAUAAAGAGAAAACAGAAACUGCGUUCACCACCAGCAUGUGGAGAUGAUAACCCUAAUGAUUUCUACAUGAAUAUACAGACUCCAAACAGAACUGCUGAAGAUAUAAAUGUUGGAAACGUAAGACCGAAUCCAGAUGGUUCAACCAAUGAAGAAAACAACCUCAUAAUACCUUUCUGUGUACUACAAGUUGUCUUAUUUGACAAACAAGUUGCAACAUUAAAGCAACAGUGCAAGCCUACAGCCUGCUGUACUCAUUAUGAUGCCAGGAGUGCCCAUGCACUAUCCAACAGUUUGACAGCUUACCAGGGUUCCAUUGGUGCCUCCCACAGCAUGAGACUGUAUGUGGCACAGGUGCAUGGUGGUGAGAGGCAGCGAUUAAAGGAGCAUGGUGAAGUCUGCACUGGAGCAGCGGACAAACUGUGCUUCCAGAUAUGUAGAGCAGACAAGGAUAAUCCAAAAGAAGUUGGGUAUGUUAUCAAAUGUCAAGACUGGCGGCAAACAGGCAAUAACGAUAAACAGACUGAAGGUCAAGGCAGGAGUCAGACGAACAGAGCAGUUGAUCUGGAACCAAGAUCAACUGUGGAGCAGUCCAGGACCAGAGACUCAGACAUAACAGAAUACAGAGACAACCAGAAAAUGACAAAGAUUUGUGGCGGAAAAGAUAUCGGCUGUAAUGGAGAUAUCUCAGACUAUACGAUUACUGUGAAAGCUGUCACUGUGCAGGAGGGUCUGUGUGUCACCGUCCCCUGUACCUUCACCAUUGAUAGGAAUAAGAGACUGACACAGGCAGUCGGAUACUGGGGGUAUUAUGAGGGAAAGUCCUGCACACUCGGAUCUUGCUAUGUAGUGUCUAGUAAUGAGUCAGUGAGUUUAUCUUAUAGAAAAGAAAACUUCCACAUGACGGGGAAUGUGAAUAACCGAGACUGCUCGCUGACUAUAAAUGAUGCAAAGAAACAAGAUAACGGGACAUAUUAUUUUAGGAUAGAGGACGGUGUGGACGGGGUAUUGAAAUGGAACUACAAAGACAGUUAUCUAGAUGUCAAUGUCAAAGAUCUCACAGAAAAGCCACAGAUUAUCCUCCCAGAGAAACUGGUGGCAGGUAACGAGGUGACCCUGACAUGUAAACCUCCUGAUACUGGGAACUGCUCUGGGACAGCUACAGAAAUCAGAUGGGGAAGACUGGAAAAGGAAGACAGGACAAAAUCUGAUCCAUUGAUUAUAUGUGGGGAGAAGAGAACUAGAAUCUCUCAAUGCAAAGAAUCAACAAUCACUUUUACCCUUUCUCAAAAUGAUCAUCAAACAGCGAUAACCUGCAAUGUGACUUUCCCAGCGGUGGGUAAUUCUACCCAAACAUCCGUUACCCUAGAUGUUCAGUAUCCCCCGUUUAUCUCUGACAAAUCUUCAGAAGCAUUUUAUGAUAACAGACCACUGGUUGUGAAGGAAGGAGACAAUGUGACUCUACGAUGUUCAGUAGACAGUAACCCCCCGGCUAAUGUGACCUGGUGGAGAGGAAAAGAAAAGAAAACUAAACAUAAUAUACUGACCAUAACAAACAUAUCACGUCAGUAUACAGAUACAUACGACUGUGUAGCUUCCAAUGAACAUGGAAAUGCCAGUACUGCUGUCACUAUCGCUGUGUUAUAUCCUCCGACAAUCACCACUCAGAUAUCAGUAGAAAAUCAAGUCAGUAAUGUAUCUUAUGUGACUGUGAAGGAAGGCAGUUCUGUGAUUCUUCGAUGCUCGGUAGACAGUAACCCACCUGCUAAUAUGACCAUUAUGAAGGCAGCAGAUACAUUUGCAAGCAUUAUAAGUGGCCGGGAAUUGAUCCUUCAUCUGAGAAACAUAUCACAAAGGGAAACUGGUAUCUACAAUAUCUCAGCAAAAAACGAGCAUGGAACCAGCUAUAGCAUCAUCAAUAUCAGCAUCCCGGACUCUUCCAAUGCAGCCACACAGACUGCCUCUGAAGGCAAGAAGUCAAACAACCUAGUCCGUGAUAUGAUGAUCGGGCUUUUGUGUGGAAUGUUCAUUGCGUUGUGUGUGAUUGGUAUCGUAAAAUUAAUUGCAAAAAUAAAGAGAAAACAGAAACUGAAUUCACCACCAGCAUCCAGAGAUGAUUUAUACAUGAAUGUUCACCCAUCACUACAGCCUCCAAACAGAACUGCUGAAGAUAUAAAUGUUAGAAACAUAAGACCGGAUCCAGAUGGUUCAACCAAGGAAGAAAACAUACAUUAUGCAAGGAUAUUCUUCUCUAAGACUUCACCCCGACCAAAUCAAGACAAUUCAGAACCUGAGUAUGCAGAAGUUAAACCAAAAUAAAUGCUUGUUUAUGGACUUGGAUACAAUCUAGAAUUGUUUGCAAUGUAGUGUUGUUUUUAUCCUAUUGAAAAUGGUAUUGCAGUAAGAGUAAGCCUAUAAUAUAGGUAUAUAUAAGCCCCACAGUAGGACCUAUUCAAUAGAUCCACAUGCUAUUAUUUCCAUAUUAUGGAUACUUUAUUUGGGUGGAUUUUUGGAGUUCCCUGUUUGAUGUUUCCAUGAUGAUGCAUGCAUCAUAUGAUUGGAGAACCGUUUAACCUCUUUAUCUGGCC
Pelobates fuscus (common spadefoot toad) is the source of this 2786-nucleotide messenger RNA. RefSeq names its product sialic acid-binding Ig-like lectin 16. The coding region runs from base 1 to 2517 and encodes 838 amino acids. The record is from RefSeq and is a predicted model, not a curated record. NCBI's taxonomy places the organism in Eukaryota, Metazoa, Chordata, Amphibia, Anura, Pelobatidae. The transcript has 17 exons.